AUGACCUCCACUUCGGCGACCGCCGGGGCGGUCGCCGCCCCGCACGCUGGAGCCGCGUCGCCGCCCCCCGCCGCCCCCGAGGCGCAUGGUGACCUCGCCGUCGCCGCCUCCCCCCACCCGUCGGCCUCCUCAUCGACCAUCGAGUCGGACUCGCCAGGACCCGCCCCGAUGGCCUCUCUGCCUCUCCCCUCGCGCGAGGAUGACACCUCGGACCCCGAGGAGGACGACGAGGACAAUGACGAGGAUGAGGACGACGAGGAGGAGGACGACGAGGACGACGAGUCCUACGACGACGGCUCUUCCGACAUCUACGUCGAUGCCUUCACCGACAAUGGCGCGCCACACGCCUCGGCCGCCAUCAUCGGCGGCUACGCCGAGCACUCGGACCACCAUCACCACCACCACCACCAUCACCAUCACCACUCCGACGGCGGCCCGGCCACCGGCCCCAGCAGCCCCGGCCAGCCGCACCAAACCGACGAGUACAAGCUGAUCGCCAAGCUCCUGGAUCUGGACGAUCCGCGCAUGACCGAGGACCUGCUGAAUGUCUUCCUCGAGCACGACUCCGCCCUCGAGCAGCUGGUCAUGUUCAUCACCCGCAAUGACCCCACCUACAAGCCGGUGCCCGGCGCGCCUCCCCGCGAGCGCGACCAGUUCGCCGACCCCAUGGCCCUGCGCCGGUCCUACCACGCGAUGGAGCUCCUGUCGGAUGCCAACUCGCCCAUGACCAACAAGCUGAUCGUCCACCGGUGCCCGAAGAUCCUGCUCUGUCUGUUCCGCAUCUUCGACCCCGACUCGUAUGGCAACUUCCACCACUUCCGCCGCGUGCUGGACAUGCUCCUGCGGAACAACGCCCUCCUGGUCAUCCACUUGGUGUCUACCAAGAUGCCCAACACCGGCGAGCCGCUCAUGUCUCGCAUGCUUGACUACCUCGAAGACUCGUCCGUGUCCACGGUCAUGGGCACGCUCCUGUUCUUCCCCCUCCCCACCUCCGAGCGCAUCGCCUUCUACCAGCGCCUGCGCGAGGUGAACCUCUUCAAGCAUGCCGUGGCGCACAUCGGCCGGGCGGACCCCUUCGACUCCUUCGCCAUCGGGGACUUCCUGGUCCGGGUGAUCGACGAGAGCCCGCGCCUGGAGACCGCCAACUUGAUCAUCAACCACCUGGUCCCGCAGGCGCAGUACGAGCAGCAGCAGCAGCAGGCCCAGCUGGGGGGCCCCGGCUCCCUCGGGGGCGCCGGCGGCCACCACGAGCCGCCGACAUUGCACAAGUUCGUCGAGGCCGAGCUGGAGGCCUUCUGCGCGGACUUCCCGGACAUGGUCCUCCCGGCGGAGGGCCGCGUGCCGCAGGUGUCCGACGCGUCGCCCGACUCCGAGACCAUGCUCGACUGGCUGCUGGACAUUGCCCUGUCCCGUGACGCGCACAUUGGCAAUGCCCAGCGCUCGGUGGCCAUGCGCGUGGUGCUGACGUUGCUCGGGAAAUCCACUCCCAACUUCUUCGAGGUGGUCAUCCCCUCCGGCAAUGGCGUGGCCCUGGAGAACCAGCGCCUGGUCAAUGGGCUGCACCCUUUCUACUCGUCCAUCUCGCAGUACCUGCGCAACCGCAUGCCGGACCUGCUGCGCCUGCUGAUGGACCCGUUCUACGUGACGGAGACCGACGCGGAGAAGGCCUCCUCCGGCUUCCCGGUGUCGGUGUCCUUCUCGGCGUACGACGUGUCCCGGUGCUUCCCCUCGCUGCGGCUGGUGGUGCUGGAGCUGAUCUUCGAGCUGUACCACGAGCUGGAUCUCAACCAGGACUUCGACCAGGCCAGCGAUUCCGAGUGCGAAGACCCGGCCGGCGGGGCCAUCGAUGGGGAUGGCUUCGGCGCCGGGCCCGGGGCCACCGGGACCGGCACCUCCGGCAGCCUGUCCGCGCAUUUCCUGUACGACGGCGAGCCCGGGGCCCCGUCCUCCUCGUCGGUGGCGCAGCUGCAGAAGUUCCUGCGCUUCCUGGACGUGGACUUCUGGCGCUGCCUGACCACCUGGUUCAUCCAGCACCCGCACAACAACCUCUACCACACGCUCUUCUUCAAGCUCUUUGUCACGGCCCUGCGGCAUAGCCACCUGUGCGCGCGGACCAUGCGCACCAUGGUCCUCCGGUCCGGCAUCAUCGGGGCCAUGGUCGCGGCCACGGGGUUCCCCCUGCCGGCCGAGGAGCUGCGCCUGGUCCAGCGCGACUUCCCGGACCUGGACUUCGAGGCGCUGAUGGCGUCCGCCGGCGCCGCCUCCUCCGCCGGCGAGACUGUCGACCCCUCGGCCGACGAUCUAGACCACCAGCAGCAGCAGCAGGUGUCCCUCUCCGGGUCCGGGGGGGCGGCCGGCUCCUCCUCCUCCUCCUCCGGCGGCGGCCCCGGCCUGUCGUAUGACGACCCGCUGUUCAUGUUUGCCCCGGACAUCAGUGCCGAGGUGGCGACGCAGCCGGCCGCGCCGGUGGACGACACGCAUGACGAGCACGCGGCCGGGGCCGGGGUCGUCGGCGGCGUCGGGCUUCCCCGGCAGUCGCCCCCUCCCACGCGUGGGUAUGCCCUGCUGCUGUUGAAUGUCAUCCGCCUGACGGCGGACUCCCUGCCGGAGCGGGCCUUCCUGCCGAAUGAGCUGGCCCAGCACCCGGUGUGGCGGCUCUUCCUGCCGAUCCUCCGGGUGGAAACCCGCCGGCAGACCCUGUCCCUGGUGGACUUGGUCCGGCGGCGGCGGUCCAUGUCGGUGGCGGGCACCGGGCCCGGGGGCCGUGGUGCCGGCGGUGCCCUGGACCUCGAUCGUCUGAUGGAGUACUCCGGGCAUCAUGACCUGCUGGGCCAGCCGCCGCUCAUGAUGGGGUCCUCCUUCCUGGGCGGCGCCGGUGGCGGGCUGCAUGAUCUGGAUGACUACGACUCGCCGAUCUACCGGCGGCCGCUGCCGUAUGCCGGGCCGCUGCCGGCGCCGAUCCUCGAGCACUCCAGUGACUAUGGUCUUGGCGGGCAGGACUUCGGUGUUGGCCAGCUGGAUGACUAUGUCAACCCGUCCCCCUACACCAGCGAGGACCAGCUGCGCAUGUUUGUCAUGAACUCCUUCCAGCCGGAUGAGAUUGAUUUGGGCUCGCAGUUCGCCUACUCGCUCGGCUUCACCGGGGUCUUCCGCGGUGGCUCGGACGCCAUGACCGACGAGUAG
Fonticula alba is the source of this 3183-nucleotide messenger RNA. RefSeq lists its product as hypothetical. The transcript has 7 exons. NCBI's taxonomy places the organism in Eukaryota, Rotosphaerida, Fonticulaceae. The record is from RefSeq and is a predicted model, not a curated record. Bases 1 to 3183 code for a protein of 1060 amino acids.